CAUGAAGCUGCGGGACGCCCCGUCCGCCUGCCCGUCGCUGUGGCGCUGCCUGCCGUGCCCGCUGGCCGAGCUGCGCCUGGACCUGGUGCUGUCUUCGGGACAGAGCUUCCGGUGGUGGGAGAGCAGCCCGGGGGCCUGGACAGGCGUGCUGGAGGGGCGCGUCUGGACGCUGCGGCAGGACCGGGACCGGCUCUGGUACACGGUGUACGGCGAGGAGGAUGAGCACAAGGAGGAGGAACGGGGUGGGUGCCCCGCCAAAGCAGCCAAGCUGGACGGUGCGGAGACAGACCGGAUCCUGCGCGACUACUUCCAGCUGGACGUGAGUCUGUCGGCCCUGUAUCGUGAGUGGGAGGCGGCCGACCCCUUGUUCCGCAAGGUGGCCGAGGACUUCCCAGGGGUGCGGGUUCUGCGGCAGGACCCUAUCGAGUGCCUCUUCUCCUUCAUCUGCACCUCCAACAACCACAUUUCCCGCAUCACUGCCAUGAUUGAGCGCCUCUGCCAGGCCUUUGGCCGCCACCUUUGCUCCAUCGACGCCCGGCCGUUCCACGCCUUCCCGUCCCUCUCGGCACUCACAGGCACUGAUGCCGAGGCCCGGCUGCGGGCACUGGGCUUUGGGUACCGGGCCAAGUUUGUCAGUGGGAGUGCGCGGGCCAUCGCCCAGGGUCUUGGUGCUGAGGGGCUGCGCCAGCUCCGCACCGCGCCCUACGCCGAGGCCAGGAAGGUGCUGUGCGCCCUGCCUGGUGUAGGUGCCAAGGUGGCUGACUGUGUCUGCCUGUUGUCCCUGGACAAGGCUGAGGCGGUGCCAGUGGACACUCAUGUCUGGCACAUUGCACAGCAGCGCUACGGCGUGGCGGUGGGCAGCAAGAGCCUGACCCCCCGGGCCUACCAGGAGAUCGGCGAUUUCUUUCGGGGGCUGUGGGGCCCCCGCGCUGGCUGGGCACAAGCGGUACUGUUCUGUGCUGACCUCCGCAAGGGCCAGGAGCUGACCAGCAGCCGGGAUCAGGCCUGGGAGAGCCGAAGCCAGGACCACCAUGGGGAUGGGCCCCCCUAGGGACACCCGAGGAGGAAGAGUGGCUUGAGUGGGACACUGUGCGUGCUGCCAGCCUGGGACAAAGGGGGGUGGGCUGUGCCUGUCCCCUGCCCACUGUGUGUGUGGAGGGAGACGCUGCUUUUGGCAGUGAGGCCAGGGGGAAUUAGGGCUAUGUCCAGCUCCCCCAGAGCAGAGCCGAGCCAAGCACCUUUGGCCUCUUGCCUUUAUU
This is a messenger RNA of Lepidothrix coronata (blue-crowned manakin), 1259 nucleotides long. RefSeq names its product 8-oxoguanine DNA glycosylase (gene OGG1). The record is from RefSeq and is a predicted model, not a curated record. Gene Ontology annotation, biological process: base-excision repair; nucleotide-excision repair; base-excision repair, AP site formation. Bases 2 to 1051 code for a protein of 349 amino acids. Gene Ontology annotation, molecular function: 8-oxo-7,8-dihydroguanine DNA N-glycosylase activity; damaged DNA binding. NCBI's taxonomy places the organism in Eukaryota, Metazoa, Chordata, Aves, Passeriformes, Pipridae. The transcript is spliced from 7 exons. Gene Ontology annotation, cellular component: nucleus.